Vidua macroura (Pin-tailed whydah) is the source of this 611-nucleotide messenger RNA. RefSeq names its product sterile alpha motif domain-containing protein 1-like. The transcript has 3 exons. The record is from RefSeq and is a predicted model, not a curated record. Bases 225 to 536 code for a protein of 103 amino acids. NCBI's taxonomy places the organism in Eukaryota, Metazoa, Chordata, Aves, Passeriformes, Viduidae.
CCCUGAAGACACAUGCGUGCCAGAGUCUGCUGCCACUCUUCUUCCACUGCCAUGAUGAGGAUGGGCGUGUGGCACAGGCUUCUCAGGAAACGCUGCUUUGUGUGGCCCAGUUCCUGAAGAGGAGGGAUCUGGAAAAAGUGGUGAAGAACAAGAAGCUGUGGAAGUUCACCGAGUGCCUGCUGGCAGACGACAGCAGCAGAGCGGCCGAGCACCUGCGCCAGGCCAUGCCCUACCUGGAGAGCCCUGAGGAGCCCCUGCGAGAGGCGGCCAUCAGGUUCCUGGGUGAGCCGCGAGCCCGGGCUCCCUCCCCGCCCCGCCGCAGCUCGGCCCCAGCCCCGCCUGCUGCCCCGGCAGCGCCAUCCGGGCCCGGCGGGGUGGAGCCCCGGCUGGCCUGGGCGCUGCUGCCGCCCUCUCGCAGCCGUGCCCUUGGGCGGCAGCGUGCGGCAAGGGCCCGGCUGAGCCCUGCCGGGCCAGGAGGCCGUGUGGCCACAGGGCUGGCAGCGCCGCUGGCAGGGAGCUGUGCCGCUGGGCCGUGACGGGCUCUGUGUUGGCAGGGAUGGCCGGGCGGCAGCUGAGGGGGAAGAAGGAAGAGCUCCAGCUCAUCUGUGAGG